GGUGCCGGUGUCGGCGGUGCCGGUGUCCGCGGUGCCGGUGUCCGCGGUGCCGCUCGCUCCCGGGAUGGAGCCCCCGACCGACGCCGAGAGCGCCCGCCUGGUCAGCCCGCGGGGCGGCCGCGCCGACGGCAGCCUGCGCCUCAAGAGUCUCUUCACAGGCUCUCGAGACCCCUCAGCACUGGCGGCUCCCCAGGCUCCAGAUCCCCAUUGCCGCUGCAGCCCCCCGACCCCCAGCCCCGGGCAGGGCAGGCUCCAGGCCCGCCGGCAGCUGAGCGUCGCCUGUGCUGUCUGCUGUCUCUUCAUGGUCGGGGAGGUGAUAGGUGGGUACCUGGCACACAGCCUGGCCAUCAUGACGGAUGCAGCCCACCUGCUGACAGAUGUGGGCAGCAUGUCCGUCAGCCUCUUCUCCCUCUGGGUCUCCAACCGCCCACCCACCAAGACCAUGACCUUUGGCUGGCACCGCUCAGAGACACUGGGUGCGCUGGCCUCUGUCCUCUCUAUCUGGGUUGUGACCGCAGCCCUGGUCUAUCUGGCAGCCGCCCGCAUCAUCAGCAAUGACUACGAGAUCGAGGCACAGGCCAUGCUGGCCACAUCUGCCUGUGCCGUUGGCGUCAAUCUGGUCAUGGCCUACAUCCUGCACCAGUCCCCUGCUGGCCAUGGCCAUGGCCCAGGGGCCUAUGAGCAGCUGGAGAGCUCUGUGGCCUGCCAGCCCAGCCAUAGCCCCCUGCCUGGCAGCACCAGCGUGCGGGCAGCCUUUGUCCACGUGGUGGGUGACCUGCUGCAGAGCAUCAGCGUCCUCGUGGCUGCCACCAUCAUCUAUUUCAAGCCUCAGUGCAAGAUUGCAGACCCCAUCAGCACCCUCUUCUUCUCAGUCUUCGUCCUUGGCUCCACCAUCACGAUCCUCAGAGACGUCUUCAGGGUCCUCAUGGAAGGGACACCGCGGGGCCUGGAGUUCGAUGCGGUGAAGGAGGUGCUGCUGGGGGCCAGCGGGGUGCGGGGCGUCCAUGACCUGCAUCUCUGGGCGCUGACGCUGAGCCACCCCGCCGUGUCAGUGCACGUGGCCGUGGAUGCUGGCACUGACGCCGAGACGGUGCUGCAGGAGGUCACUGCCCUGCUCCAGAGCAGGUUUGGCUUUGCCCUGUGCACAGUACAGGUGGAGCAGCACCAGGAGGAGUCAGCAGGCUGUCCCCACUGCCAGGACCCCCGAACCUGAGACCCCCACCCGCUCUACGUUGGGCCAGAUGCAGCCCUGGCCCCAGCUCCUUGUGCUAGAGCAGGGCAGUGCUUGAGAUCCCAUCUCCCCCUCUCCCCACCCCACCGCUGCGGAGCCCUGGAGUGGGACAGUGACUACAGUGUGGUGUCCUGGAGGAAUGGACACAUGGCCUGGCCUGGCACAGGGGCCCCCUGGAAUCUUCCACUCCCUGCUGUGCCACAGCUCCUGAGGAAGUGGAAUCCUGCCCAACCACCCGGUCCCCAGGAGCCCGUCUGUCCUGGCAGGAAGGGACAUCCCCCAUGGGGGACCUCAGACCUGGCCUUGGCCUCAGCCCCCUGUGCUGCUGCCUGGGCUCUGUCUGAAUCCUGCUGUGCCUGGCCCCAAUCCAUUCCCUCUGCUGAGUCGUGCCUGUGCCCCUGGUGUCCAUCCGUCCAUCUGUGCCAGCAGCGGUGCCAGCGCUGCCAAUAAAUGUGUUGGAGCAGCA
This is a messenger RNA of Lonchura striata (white-rumped munia), 1697 nucleotides long. It is a transcript of the gene SLC30A3, whose product is annotated as solute carrier family 30 member 3. The record is from RefSeq and is a predicted model, not a curated record. NCBI's taxonomy places the organism in Eukaryota, Metazoa, Chordata, Aves, Passeriformes, Estrildidae. Gene Ontology annotation, biological process: response to zinc ion; zinc ion transmembrane transport. Gene Ontology annotation, molecular function: zinc ion transmembrane transporter activity. Gene Ontology annotation, cellular component: plasma membrane.